Molecule: messenger RNA, 3225 nt
Organism: Danio aesculapii
Lineage: Eukaryota; Metazoa; Chordata; Actinopteri; Cypriniformes; Danionidae
Gene: aars1
Product: alanyl-tRNA synthetase 1
Exons: 22
Coding region: 94-3069 (991 amino acids)
Biological process (GO): alanyl-tRNA aminoacylation; tRNA modification
Cellular component (GO): cytoplasm; mitochondrion
Molecular function (GO): ATP binding; alanine-tRNA ligase activity; nucleic acid binding
Source: RefSeq, a predicted model, not a curated record
CUCCUUUUUGGUUUCAACCGGCGUAGAGGAAGUAGCGUGACGGGUAUCUGAAGCGGUUAAGAGAAUAAUAUUUGAUCAUAGAGCAAAUCAUCUAUGGCUCUUCAUCUCACAUUUUUAUGUGCCAAAGCUUUCUUCUGUUGUCAGUCCCCUGUGAAAAACGCAACAAGCAUGGACUCUUCACUGACUGCUGCACAGAUCCGUGAGAAGUUCAUAGACUUCUUCCGCCGCCAUGAGCACCAGUAUGUCCACUCGUCAGCCACCAUUCCACUGGACGACCCCACGCUGCUCUUCGCCAAUGCCGGGAUGAACCAAUUCAAGCCCAUUUUCCUGAACACCAUUGACCCGUCCCACCCGAUGGCCAGACUCCGUCGUGCUGCAAACACACAGAAGUGCAUUCGUGCCGGCGGCAAACACAAUGACCUCGAUGAUGUGGGCAAAGACGUGUACCAUCACACCUUCUUUGAGAUGUUGGGCUCUUGGUCCUUUGGAGAUUACUUCAAGCACCUGGCCUGCAAGAUGGCACUGGAGCUGCUGACGCAGGAGUUUGGCAUACCUAUCGAACGACUCUAUGUGACUUACUUUGGUGGUCAUGCUGAUGCAGGCCUGGAGCCUGACCUGGAGUGUAAGCAGAUCUGGCUAGACCUGGGAAUGGAGGAGAGCCGUAUUCUGCCUGGCAGCAUGAAGGAUAAUUUCUGGGAGAUGGGGGACACUGGUCCAUGUGGGCCGUGCAGUGAGAUCCACUAUGAUCGCAUUGGAGGCAGAGAUGCUGCACACCUGGUCAACAUGGAUGACCCGAAUGUGCUUGAAAUCUGGAAUCUGGUGUUCAUCCAAUUCAACAGAGAAUCAGAGACCGUGCUAAAGCCUCUGCCCAAGAAGAGCAUCGACACAGGGAUGGGACUUGAGCGCUUGGUCUCUGUUUUACAAAACAAGAUGUCCAACUACGACACUGACCUCUUCGUUCCUUAUUUUGAAGCCAUUCAGAAGGGCACAGGUGCCAGGGUAUACACAGGAAAGGUUGGCGCAGAAGACACAGAUGGCAUCGAUAUGGCUUACCGUGUCCUGGCUGAUCAUGCCCGCACCAUUACAAUCGCCUUGUCUGAUGGUGGCAGACCUGACAACACUGGCAGAGGGUAUGUGCUAAGGAGGAUUCUGCGUCGUGCUGUACGAUACUCUCAUGAAAAGCUGGGUGCACAGAGGGGCUUCUUUGCCUCAUUAGUUGAUGUGGUGGUUAAGUCCCUGGGUGAUGCUUUUCCAGAGCUGCGGAAAGAUCCUGAUAUGGUGAAGGAUAUAAUCAAUGAGGAAGAGGCACAGUUCCUUAAAACCCUCAGCAGGGGACGUCGCAUCCUAGACCGCAAGAUCCAGAGUCUCGGAGACAGCACGACUAUACCAGGUGACACAGCCUGGCUUCUGUACGACACCUAUGGCUUUCCUCUGGAUCUCACUGCCCUGAUUGCUGAGGAAAGAGGAAUGGGGGUUGAUCUGCUGGCAUUUGAGGAAGAGAAGAAAGCUGCUCAGUUGAAGUCUCAAGGCAAAGGCUCUGGAGAUGAGGACCACAUCAUGCUGGACAUCUACGCCAUUGAAGAGCUCAGAAAUAAAGGUGUCGCUGCCACAGAUGAUGGCCCCAAGUACAAGUACACUUCCGAUGAUAAUGGCAACUAUGAGUUUGAACAGGCGGUGGGCACAGUGUUGGCACUCAGGAGAGAGCGUAUGUUUGUGGAUGAGGUGACCACCGGUCAGGAAUGUGGCGUCCUGCUCGAUAAGACCUCGUUUUAUGCUGAACAGGGUGGCCAGAGUUUUGAUGAAGGCUACAUGCUUCGAGAAAAUGACUCUGCUGAGGAUAGGAUGGAGUUCACUGUGAAGAAUACACAGGUGCGUGGAGGAUACGUGCUACAUAUUGGUACGGUUUACGGCACACUAAAGGUUGGAGAUCGCCUGACUCUACAUGUAGAUGAGGCUCGUCGUAGGCCCAUUAUGAGUAACCACACAGCCACACACAUCCUGAACUUCGGCCUGCGUUCAGUGCUUGGAGAAGCGGAUCAGCGAGGCUCUUUGGUUGCUCCAGACAGGCUGCGCUUUGACUUCACAGCUAAAGGUGCAAUGAGCACAGAUGAAGUGCGACGUACAGAAGAGAUCGCAGCUGCCAUGAUUGCAGACGCCAAGGGGGUUUAUGCUUUGGAUGCUCCUCUUGCUGCAGCUAAAGCCAUCCAGGGUCUGCGGGCCGUGUUUGAUGAGACGUACCCUGAUCCUGUGAGAGUGGUGUCUAUUGGUGUCCCAGUGGAGGAACUGCUGGCCGACCCAAGCAGCCCUGCAGGAUCACUCACCUCCAUCGAGUUCUGCGGUGGAACGCACCUGCAGAACUCAAGUCACGCUGCACCGUUUGUGAUUGUGUCAGAGGAGGCCAUUGCUAAAGGAAUCAGGAGGAUUGUGGCAGUGACUGGAGCAGAGGCUCAGAAGGCCCAGAGGAAAGCUGAUGCGCUGAAGCUGGGUCUUGAUGCUCUUGCAGAGAAAGUGAAGGCUCAGAGCAUCCCAAACAAAGACGUUCAAAAGGAGAUCGCUGAUAUGACAGAGUCUCUUGGCACUGCAGUGAUCUCUCAGUGGCGCAAAGACGAGAUGAGGGAAUCUCUGAAGGGUUUGAAAAAGAUCAUGGAUGACCUGGAUCGUGCCAGCAAGGCUGAUGUGCAGAAGAGGGUUCUGGAAAAAACAAAGGAAAUCAUCGAUAGCAACCCUAACCAGCCUCUGAUCGUGAUGGAGAUGGAGAGUGGAGCGUCUGCAAAGGCUUUGAAUGAGUCUCUGAAGAUGCUGAAGACAAAUUCACCACAGACCGCUGCUAUGCUUUUCACCGUGGACAAUGAUGCGGGAAAGAUUAUCUGCUUGUGCCAAGUGCCUCAGGAUGUUGCAAACCGAGGCUUAAAGGCCAGCGAGUGGGUUCAGGAAGUUUGCCCUCUGCUGGAUGGAAAAGGAGGCGGUAAAGAAAUGUCCGCACAGGCCACAGGCAGAAACACACAAUGCAUACAGGAGGCUCUGCAGCUGGCAUCUGAGUUUGCCCGGCUCAAACUAGGUGAAAACUAAGAGCCAAGAUUUGAAUUUAGUGUUAAUGGGUCAAAUCUGGAAAGAAGUCCUUUAGUUUAGUCUUAAUCCCCCUCCUGUCCUGUUCCAGCUCUGCCUGCUGAAUUUUCGAACAGGACAUUCCAGGCUGGAAAAAUGUAAAAACUGUACAGAAAUGUA